Molecule: messenger RNA, 574 nt
Organism: Rattus norvegicus (Norway rat)
Lineage: Eukaryota; Metazoa; Chordata; Mammalia; Rodentia; Muridae
Source: RefSeq, a predicted model, not a curated record
AUGGACUGGCAUGGUGCUGCACACAGUAUAGUAGUCACUAGCCUGCUAAUAAAGACUUUCCACCCGCCUCCCCGUGACCCGGAAGUUGUACGGCUACACGACUUUCCAUCCCACAAUCCCUCACGCCCUUCUUUUCCAACUUGGAGUGCUCCGGCAAAGAAGGGUGGCGAAAAGAAGAAAGACUGUUCUGCCGUCAACGAAGUGGUGACCCGAGAAUGCACCAUCAACAUUCACAAGUGCAUCCAUGGAGUGGGCUUCAAGAAGCGUGCUCCUCGGGCACUCAAAGAAAUUUGGAAAUUUGCCAUGAAGGAGAUGGGGACUCCAGAUGUGUGCAUCGACAUUAGGCUCAAUAAAGCCAUCUGGGCCAAGAGAAUAAGGAAUGUUCCGUACUGCAUUCGAGUACGUUUGUCCAGAAAGCGUAAUGAGGAUGAGGAUUCACCAAACAAGCUCUACACACUGGUAACUUACAUGCCUGUUACCACAUUCAAAAAUCUACAGACGGUCAAUGUGGAUGAGAACUAACUGCUGAAUGUCAAAUAAAGUUACAGAACUGCCGAGAGAGAGAGACAGAGAG